AUAGUGGUCACGCGUAGGAUGGGUGUUAUAAUGAAGCUGUUGCAAAAUCCCAGUAAUUUGUGGAGGUAUCGAUUUGCUUGGGGCGAAGAUGCGCUUGGACCUAACGUUCCUGUAGGUGGUAAAAUGGGAGCCCCUGAAAACCCUGAACUCCACACUUAUGAUGGAGAGUAUCGCGGAACGCCGUCGAAAGGCGAUGUACUCAUACCCGACUAUAUGUACCGAUCAGCCCCUAAAACUACUACGUACAUUGAUAGAUGUGUAACCUACUUCAUCUCAGCUCUACUUUGGUUUUGGUUCACGUAUCAUAUGUAUUACCACUCUGGACAUAUAUUCGGACAUUGGUACAUGCCAUAUUUGCAUGAGUUCUCCGAUGAAGAACUGGGCAUUCCUCCCGAUUCAGCACCGGAUCCAGAGUACUGGGGCAACCAUGGAAAGAAAUAUGGAACUUACCGUUAG
This is a messenger RNA of Haemonchus placei, 456 nucleotides long. The record is from the annotation of a GenBank genome assembly. Lineage: Eukaryota; Metazoa; Nematoda; Chromadorea; Rhabditida; Trichostrongylidae.